Molecule: messenger RNA, 1240 nt
Organism: Pieris napi
Lineage: Eukaryota; Metazoa; Arthropoda; Insecta; Lepidoptera; Pieridae
Exons: 4
Coding region: 164-1225 (353 amino acids)
Biological process (GO): regulation of transcription by RNA polymerase II
Cellular component (GO): nucleus; transcription regulator complex
Molecular function (GO): DNA binding
Source: RefSeq, a predicted model, not a curated record
GUAAUGUUCUAAUACGGUGACUAAGGCCAGCCGUACACGGACUGCUUCAAGCAGUUAUGACCGACUGCUUGAAGCCGCGACCGCGCGGUGAACUAUAGCCAUUCAUUCGCUGCCGUACACACGACUGCUCGAGCAGUCGCGACCGCUUCAAGCCGUCAACUGCAUGAUGAAAUUCCAUCGUGCCGUCGACCGCUCGCGAGCGGUUGCGAGGCAUACACCGACUGCUCGAGCCGUUGACUGCGCUAGAGCAGUCGACAGCUCUCCGACUUCCCUCUCCCCCCCCGCCCUUUGCGGCCUCGCGGCGUCUGUUUUCUCAUUUGCCGGCUGUUUUUUGAACAUGGAGGGCGUGUGCGAUAGUGAUGCCCUUAUUAGCGCAAUUAAAACGCAAGAACUUAUUUGGAACUAUAAACUUAAGGAACACAGCGACAAAAUAAAGAAGAACAAUGCAUGGGCAAUUAUUUGUGCCCAAGUAAUUGAGAACUUUGAUGAAAAACCAGUUGAAGAAAAAAAUCAAAUCGCCAUGUUAAUACAGAAAAAAUGGAAAACAUUAAGAGAUGGAUACACCAGAUAUGCUAAAAAAAUUAAACCAAAGAGUGGUUCAGCAGCCCUCAACAUUCGGCCAUAUGCAUAUUAUCAGCAGAUGUCUUUUUUAAAGGCAAUAAUAGAAGAUAGACCCGACAAAACAAAUAGUUUACAAGAGAGUGAGCACACUGAAAUUACGUCCGGAGAAACCGAAAAUGGUCAAAAUAAAAUACCCAGAGAAAGAAACAAAAGAAAAUUAACUACUAAAAUCACAGAUGAGAACGUCUUAAUUGAAAAAUUAUCCAAACGUUUAGAUGAAAAAACGCAGAAUUCGCGCAUUGAUAAUGAAGAUGAAGAUAAAUUGUUUUUACUAUCAUUAGUUGGCGAAUUAAAAAAAAUUAAUGAGCAUUAUAAAUUAGAUGCUAAGACCGAAAUACUUAACGUAGUGAAAUACUUUAAAGGGAUGACAAAUCACACAUAUCCUUCGAGUUAUGGUGACAGGGGAUAUUCAUCGUUUAAUGAUUAUCGUGGACCAUGGGGUUAUAAUACUGGCCCCUCUACCUCUACAUCAGUGCCUGGUCCCUCUAGAUCAGCAACCGGCCCCUCUACAUCAAUGGCUGAUGACCAAAAUUCUCAAUUUGAAGACCUUUCAUCAUGUUCUGUAAUGUCCGAUGAUGUAAUUUCCAAUAUUUUUAAUGAAUAAAAAUUUUAAUAAUUA